Trametes versicolor FP-101664 SS1 is the source of this 252-nucleotide messenger RNA. RefSeq lists its product as uncharacterized. The record is from RefSeq and is a predicted model, not a curated record. Bases 1 to 252 code for a protein of 83 amino acids. NCBI's taxonomy places the organism in Eukaryota, Fungi, Basidiomycota, Agaricomycetes, Polyporales, Polyporaceae. The transcript is spliced from 3 exons.
AUGUCGUUCUCUGGGUUCGACGAUAUUCCUCAGUGGGGAGCACCCACCCCGUCUACGGGAGAUAUUGUGACAACAGCCAUCAAGAAAGACAAAGUCAUCAAGGAAAUCGUUGCUGCUCAGGAGGACCUACGCGCCAUGUUGGCGAAGGCCAAAGGCGUCCAGGGAGAUGUUGACAAACUUGUCUCUGGCAACGAGACGCUGCAGAUGUACAUCGACAACCUUACUAUGCAGAUGGCAAAGCGCCGCGGGUAA